Molecule: messenger RNA, 1817 nt
Organism: Galeopterus variegatus (Sunda flying lemur)
Lineage: Eukaryota; Metazoa; Chordata; Mammalia; Dermoptera; Cynocephalidae
Product: neuronal acetylcholine receptor subunit alpha-7
Exons: 8
Coding region: 38-1309 (423 amino acids)
Biological process (GO): nervous system process; monoatomic ion transmembrane transport; regulation of membrane potential
Cellular component (GO): neuron projection; postsynaptic membrane; synapse
Molecular function (GO): transmembrane signaling receptor activity; acetylcholine-gated monoatomic cation-selective channel activity
Source: RefSeq, a predicted model, not a curated record
GAAGAACCAAGUUUUAACCACCAACAUUUGGCUGCACAUGUCUUGGACAGAUCACUAUUUACAAUGGAAUAUGUCAGAGUAUCCGGGCGUGAAGACUGUUCGAUUCCCAGAUGGCCAGAUUUGGAAACCAGACAUUCUUCUCUAUAACAGUGCGGACGAGCGGUUUGAUGCCACCUUCCACACCAAUGUUCUGGUGAAUUCUUCGGGGCAUUGCCAGUACCUCCCUCCAGGCAUAUUCAAGAGCUCCUGCUACAUCGAUGUGCGCUGGUUCCCCUUUGAUGUGCAGCAGUGCAAACUGAAGUUUGGGUCCUGGUCUUACGGAGGGUGGUCCUUGGAUCUGCAGAUGCAGGAGGCAGACAUCAGUGGCUAUAUCCCAAACGGAGAAUGGGACCUCGUGGGAAUCCCAGGCAAGAGGAGUGAGAGGUUUUAUGAGUGCUGCAAAGAGCCUUACCCAGAUGUCACCUUCACAGUGACCAUGCGCCGCAGGACCCUCUACUAUGGCCUCAACCUGCUCAUCCCCUGUGUGCUCAUCUCAGCCCUUGCCUUGCUAGUGUUCCUGCUCCCUGCAGACUCUGGAGAGAAAAUCUCCCUUGGGAUCACGGUUUUGCUCUCUCUCACUGUCUUCAUGCUGCUUGUGGCUGAGAUCAUGCCAGCAACAUCCGAUUCAGUGCCGUUGAUAGCCCAGUACUUUGCCAGCACCAUGAUCAUCGUGGGCCUCUCAGUGGUGGUGACGGUGAUUGUGCUGCAGUACCACCACCACGACCCUGACGGUGGCAAGAUGCCCAAGUGGACGCGAGUCGUCCUGCUGAACUGGUGCGCGUGGUUCCUACGCAUGAAGCGGCCCGGGGAGGACAAGGUGCGGCCGGCCUGCCAGCACAGGGCGCGCCGCUGCAGCCUGGCCAGCGUGGAGAUGAGCGCGGUGGCAGCGCCGCCUGCAGGCAACGGGAACCUGCUGUACAUCGGCUUCCGCGGCCUGGAUGCCGUGCACUGCGCGCCGACGCCAGACUCGGGCGUGGUGUGCGGCCGCCUGGCCUGCUCGCCCGCGCACGACGAGCACCUCCUGCGCAGCGGCCAGCCCCCCCAGGGGGACCCGGAGCUGGCCCAGAUCCUGGAGGAGGUGCGCUACAUCGCCCGGCGCUUCCGCGGCCAGGACGAGAGCGAGGCGGUGUGCAGCGAGUGGAAGUUCGCCGCCUGCGUGGUGGACCGCCUGUGUCUCAUGGCCUUCUCCGUCUUCACCAUCAUCUGCACCAUCGGCAUCCUCAUGUCGGCGCCCAACUUCGUGGAGGCCGUGUCCAAAGACUUCGCGUGACGGCAUCAGGCUGUGCGCGGUGGAAACGUGCGGAGGGGCAGAGGCAUCGGCGGGUGAGAACUCGGGUGCGAAUCCCACGGCAGCAUUGAACGUGACAACCCAAUGUACUCUGAGGGCCAUCAGCAGUGUCGGUCACAGUCCCCUCGUUACAUUCGGUAAUGGGAUCUGAGCACCUUUUUGUUUAAUCCUCUUGGGUGGGCUAAUCCAUACCCUCGCACAUCCUUAAGGUCAGUCAGCAGGGCCACUGAGAGAUCAUUCUGUCCAUCCACCCGCUUCCCGGAGAGCCCUUCAGAGUGGUCCCAGCUCUGGACGUCCAGGGGACAUCUGUUUAGUUGGCUUUGCAUGCCUGCAUGUCACUUGCCAUGAAGCCCUACAUGAAAAUUCAGCAUAUGCUUUUACCUGUGUACAAACCGAGAUUAAAACUAAUAAUACUAAUAAACCCAACUCGCUAAAUCCAUACAAACAAUUGGUGAAAAGAAAACUAAAACUAAACACCCAUCUGCUGUUU